AUGUCCGGAAUCUCUUACGAUGCUUCUGGUAACCUGGUCUACAAACAAGAUGAUCAGACCAGCUUUGUCUACAACUCUGGCGAUAUUUCUUGGGUCCUGGCAUGUACUGCACUAGUUUGGAUCAUGAUACCAGGGGUCGGGUUUUUCUAUUCGGGUCUCUUAAGGCGUAAAAAUGCUCUCUCUAUGAUAUUUCUUUCGAUGGGUACCAUUGCUGUCGUAUCAUUCCAAUGGUGGUUCUGGGGGUUUUCUCUCACCUUCUCUGAAGGCGCUGGCCUCUUUAUCGGUGAUCUGAAACAUUUUGCUUUGCGGGAUGUCCUCGAGAAGCCCUCCGUCGGUAGCAGCAGGAUCCCCAGCAUCGUGUUUUGUGUCUACCAGUUGAUGUUCGCUGCAAUCACACCUAUGCUUGCACUUGGAGGCUUUGCAGAACGCGCUCAUCUAGGUCCUGUCCUUGUCUUCGUUUUCAUCUGGUCAACGGCAGUUUAUGAUCCUAUCGCUUGCUGGACGUGGAACCCCCAUGGAUGGUCCUUUGUAAACGGCUCGUACGACUUUGCCGGCGGUACUCCCGUCCACAUUUCUUCGGGGGCAGCUGCUCUUGCCAUAUCUAUUUAUCUGGGCAAGCGACGCGGAUACGGUACCGAAGCACUAGCAUACAAGCCUCACAACACAAGCUACGUCGUUAUCGGAACCAUAUUCCUCUGGUUCGGUUGGUUUGGCUUCAAUCCGGGUUCUGCCCUCAGCGCCAACUUGCGAGCGGCUAGCGCAUUCAUUGUUACCAACCUAGCCGCCUGUGUCGGUGGCUUAACCUGGAUGGCUUGGGACUAUCGGAUUGAAAGAAAAUGGUCUGCAGUUGGAUUUUGCUCGGGCUCCAUUGCGGGACUCGUAGCUAUCACUCCAGGCUCAGGAUUCGUCGGCUCUCCUGCCUCUGUGUUGUUCGGAUUCAUGGCUGGCACUGUCUGCAACUUCGCUACACAGAUCAAAUUCUUCGCUGGCUACGACGACUCGCUCGACGUUUUUGCCUCGCACGCUGUUGGAGGGAUUGUGGGCAAUCUCCUCACUGCGAUCUUUGCGCAACGCAAAAUUGCUGCAUACGGUAAUCCUCCUCCCCCCAAAAUGGAAAUGUUCGCUGACUGCCUACACAAAGACGGUUUCACUGUUAUCCCUGGUGGCUGGCUCGACCAUCAUUGGAUCCAACUUGCUUGGCAUGUCGCAGAUUCUGCUGCCGGUUUGGCCUACUCUUUCGUCGUGACUACCCUCAUUCUUUGGAUUAUGCAUUAUAUCCCUGGACUUCGUCUUCGUGUCUCGGAGGCUGCAGAAAUGGUCGGCAUCGACGAGGCUGAUAUGGGUGAAGCUGCCUACGAUUGGGUCACCGCUCCCGUCAUUUCUGACACGGAAACGGUCCGUUCACUCGUUCCUCAUACCGCGACAGCCAUGAACAUGGACCCUCACGCCGAAAACUAUUAUUUGAAGGAGCGCAAUAGCAAUUCACGUAGAUCUUACAUCAGCGCAUGA
Mycena indigotica is the source of this 1509-nucleotide messenger RNA. Its product is annotated as Ammonium transporter. Gene Ontology annotation, molecular function: ammonium channel activity. The transcript has 14 exons. The record is from RefSeq and is a predicted model, not a curated record. Lineage: Eukaryota; Fungi; Basidiomycota; Agaricomycetes; Agaricales; Mycenaceae. Gene Ontology annotation, biological process: ammonium transmembrane transport. Bases 1 to 1509 code for a protein of 502 amino acids. Gene Ontology annotation, cellular component: plasma membrane.